Messenger RNA from Trichosurus vulpecula (common brushtail), 4434 nucleotides. It is a transcript of the gene EFCAB5, whose product is annotated as EF-hand calcium binding domain 5. NCBI's taxonomy places the organism in Eukaryota, Metazoa, Chordata, Mammalia, Diprotodontia, Phalangeridae. Bases 1 to 4434 code for a protein of 1477 amino acids. Gene Ontology annotation, molecular function: calcium ion binding. The transcript has 24 exons. The record is from RefSeq and is a predicted model, not a curated record.
AUGGGAGACGCCAGCAAUAUUGACAUUGAACUAGUUAUCAUAGUGAACUGCAUAAAAGAAACAGUACAAGAAGAUGAGCCCAAAGAGGUGCCUCAGGGGUCUACUUCUGAAAGGGCAUCCAUCACAGUGACACCAGAUGCUCCUGAAUUGGAGACAUUAGAGAAUGUGGCUUUGGACAUAGAGGAACCUCCAGAGAUGGUAGAAAGCAUGUUUCCAUGGAAGGACAAUUUCUUUGAAAAAAUUGAAGCAAGAUCCAUGGCCAUGCAGGAUAAUGUAAUCAAUAAGUUUCUCCUGCAAAAGGAGCUAGACAAAAAGAUGGAUAAAAAGUUCCCUUUGGAUGACUUGGCCAAUGAAUGGUUAAGUGAUGACAAAAUGACAUUGGACACAAAAGCAUAUUUGCUCGAGAAGCUGUUGCCUACCCUAAUCCCAGGAGUAGAAAAAAUGUUGAAGGAGGUUGGAAAGAGGAAGCUUUUGGAAUCGAAAAGGAGGAAAAAAUUUAAUCCCAUUAAUUAUCUGGGUGAAUAUCUGAUGAGACACAAUCCCAGAUACCAAAAAGACUUACCAGAAUCUGGUUAUCUGAAAGCAAUGAAAAAUGUCACGAAGGAGAUGAAAACCCAAAUUCCUGACACUCCUUUCAAUAGAGUAUUCAAGAUGAAGACGGAAGUCAAAGAAAAACAAGAGCAAAGAGAAAAUAUUGACAAAAUCAAGUCUCGUGUGAAUAAGAUGCGGAAGGAAGCUCUGGCGAUACAGUUCCAAGAAUGGCUUCGGGAUACCAAUGGAAAGAUUCCACUUCCUGUGAUUCAGAAUGCCGUCCGAGCGUUUCUGGACACUUCAGCAGGCAGGAAAGCUGAGACACUUUACCACCCAUUGGAAUUUGUAGGCUCAAUGAAAGAUAGGAGAGAUGAAGAAGGUUUUAUAGAGGAGAUCUUUCCGUGCAUCAAGGACUUAACGAAUGAAAUGUUCACAGAAUUCCUGAAGCACCUUUGGCAGUGUACAAAUGACUUCUGGGAAAUGGUGAAACGUGACGGAUGGAGACAAAAGUUUUUAAACCUCUUCUUGGCCUGUGACGUUGGAAAGGUGGGGUUCCUGGAUCGGGAGAGGACGUUGACCUUGCUGGAAGACUUCUAUGACAAAAGCCCAAAGAUAGUUAAAAGGCUAUUCCGUAACCCAAGAUAUUGGCCAUUCAUUGAAUUUGAAGACAUAGAACCAGCUGAGUUCUGGGGAGACUUGGAUAGUGAGAGGAGCCCUUUUGAGUCAUUGGAACAAGUAUUCACAGGAGAGAAGAAACCCUUUUUAGCCAUUGAGAAGCAAUUGCUCGAGUAUGGCAUAGAAGAGGCUGAAGAGGAGGAAUCUGAACAGAAAAUCACUAGCUGGCCUACCACUUCUGUGACCUAUGGAGAUGACUCAGAGCCACAAGAAACAAUGAAUGAUGAGGAAGAAGUGGUUCCUGGCAAGAUGAGCUCCUCAGAACAGAAACAGGGUGAGGCGGGUUCCACAGAGGAGUUGCCUCCAGAAUCACAGACUAAGAAGAGACUAAGUCAAGAAGCAAAGCAGGGAGAGCCAUCCACAGAAGAGAGAAAACCAGCUACAGAAGAAGGAGGACCAUCUGCAAAAGAAGGAGAACCAACCAAAGAACAGGAAAGACCUGAAGAGCCAAGUUCAUCCCAGGGUUCGGUAGGAAAGCAGAGAAGCUCCAUAGAAGAGAAGAGAGACUCCAGAACUGAAGCAAGAGAAUCCUCAGAGGGACCAGCAAAGGAGAGUGGGUCAGCAAUAGAACAGAAAAGCUCAACUGCAAGACUGCAAGAACUUGGAGAAGAGCAAGAAGAACCUUCAAAGAGGUCACGAGAACCAUCAAUGUCUGCAGUCGAGCAGGGACAACCACCCACAGAGAAGAAAGCAUCACUAGGAGGGAAAGAAGCCAGUUCCCAGGAAGAAAGCAUCGUACUCCAACAAGGCAGCAGCCAAAAUCUCUUGACGGAUUUUCCAGAGGAAGAGAAAGGCUUGUUUGUUUUUAAAAUCAUACCAAAAGGUAACAAAGACAUAGGCUGUGAGCCCAGGAGCCAGCUAAUAGAUGGGAAGCCAUGGUCAGGCGAGCUCUUAACUUCGGACCUGAGUAAGAAAUAUAUGAAAUAUGGAGAAAACAAACAGGCUUAUUUAGUCUCGGAUGACCCCAGGUUCUCAGAGCUGCAUCCAAUAAUCCGAACAAUUUUGAGCCAGCAAGAGUCAAAGUUGAGGAGCUCGUUCACCCCGAACUACCUCACGGUACCACAGUUCGUGCAGCUCCUGGAGAUGUUUGUGGGGGACGGCGUCCCCUCUGGCAUCUUGAAGAGGCUCAUUAAAUUUUUAAAGAAGAAUUACCUAGAGACACAUGAGGAGAAAAUCAACCACUUGGAGAAGAUUCAUCAAGAGACCAUGAAAAUGCGAAGGAAGCUACUCCUGGAUGCUCUCUUUCAGAAAUGGGAUAACGAAGGCUCUGGCUUCCUGGACCUGAACGAGAUCGACAAACUUCUGUUUACCUACAAGGAAGGCAUGGAGAAAGUAUCGAUGAUGAAAGCAAAGCUGUACAUAAAGCUGCCAAGGCCCCACCCUGGCGAAGAAGUGAGGUUAAACGUACAGCAGUUUGGGAACUACAUCGAGCUGGUGGCGGCCGAACUCACUGGGAACGAGAGAGAAGUCUUCGACAACCUGGUGGAAUUUCUGAUGUUGAGCUUGAGGCGGACCCACACGGAGCAGCUCCGGAAUACGGCCCGGCGAAAGUGGCUGCGGCGGAUCCAGCGAGCGGCCGAAACCAGCGGGGUCUGCCUGGAGCCCGUCUACACCGCGGUCUUCAAGGCGCUGACUGAGGAUGCUGAAAUCCACAGCAACAAGAAGAAGAUUAGCGCCCACAUUUCCCUUUUGGAAGAGAACAAAACCAUGCCAAAGAGAGGAAAAGUCCUCCUGAGGAUUGUGGCUUGCACCAUAGAAGAUGCUCCGUUUGUCCUCAAGCAGGUGCUUUACCGGGACAUGCCAGGAAUCAGUUUUACAGUGGUGGACCAGGGACAGCCAAUCCAUGUCCCACAAGUUGAGAAGCAUGGAAAUAUCCACUUCUGGAACACUUCCCGUCAAGAAAAGGAUCACAGAGGGUCAUUCCUGGCUAUCCCUCUUGAGGAUGCUCAUAAGAGAGUCUUUGGGGUCCUGGGAAUAGACACCCUACGGGAUACCUCCAGAAAGAGCAUCUUCACAACUCAUGAGAUCAGCUUCUAUCAGGGUGUUGCCAAUGCAUUUAGUAUUGCCUACCACUAUGUCCACAGCCAGGAACACAUCUUACAUGUGAUAGCAACUGGUGCUGGCUGGCUCUGCACAGUAACACCUGGUAUCAAGAACAUCACCACCUUCCUGGUGGAACCUGGACCAGACCAGGAUUCAGAUUACAUUCUGCGAAAAAUUAUGUACUUAGACAAUAAAAGACGUAUGGAAAUCUUCUCCUCUCCUGCCAUCCUCCACAGAAAGGAGAAUCUAUUCAGAGACUAUAUCUUCAGAAGCACAGAUACCUCUGAGGUUAUUUUCACCUAUGCCCUUGGGACCCAUCACAUAAUUGUUCCAAUUCGAGACACAAAGGGCCAGGCACUGGGGUUGCUUGAUUUCAGCACUGCACAGCGGAAGAUGUUGCCAAUUCAGGAGUACAAAGAUCUACAGAAAAUGUUGAAGAUAGUCCAAAAAGCCUGCAAUGAAAUACUAGGCGAAUGCUCAGGAGAAAUCCAGAAAAAACAUAUCCUAGAGAUGGAGCACAAAGGAGAAGUACAAAGGGCUGGGAUCCUCUUCUUCCGCAUCAUGCUGAAAGAGGUCCAGGGGCGGAUCCGAGAGCUCAAUCCUCAGGCCUUUAAAGAUCUGAAACAUUAUUAUGAUCAAUUUUUGUCUAUGACACAUGCCUCACCAUCCUUCGAAAAGAGUCACCACAGGCCUUCUACCUUGGUCCAUGACCUCAUAAAAGCAACAGUGUUGAUCCUGCAUCCGGAGUGGGAGAAUACAGAGACUGUUGAGGUCUGGGAUCAAUGUAAAGAGCACAUCACCAGUGAAUUGAUUGAGAUGCUUUGCUUCUUUGAUCCCACUGCAGAAAAUGUCAAAGUCCAUCCAGAUCUCAUUUCUAAAUAUAUCAGAGGGCAUUCCCGAAAAAUCGUGUGGGUCCAGCAAUCCGUUGCCAUCGAAUACUUGUACCACUGGGCACUUACCUGUCUGUGUCUGAUUGAGCUGAAACACGAACUGGAGAACAAAUACACCCCUCCUCUGCCCCCAGGGAAGAGCCGGCGGGGAGAAAGAAGGAGCCAGCGGCGGGUGUCGGUGUGGAAUCUGCGGGCGUCUGGGUGUGGAAUCUGCGGGCGUCUGGGUGUGGAAUCUGCGGGCGUCGGCGUUGACGUCGCCGCUAGCUUUACUCUCCCGCGGCGGCGUCGAGCGUAG